GGUGAGCAAGAGCGAGGGAGAAAGAGAGACGCAGCCUGCCCUUCGCCUUAGAGCACAGACAGAUCGAGUCCCCGCAGCAUUGAACGUCACCUUUAUCUUACAGCUAAAUUCAAGAAGACUUGGAAUAAAUGGUAAUAUGCGAUAUUAUUUUAGCAACGUCAUUUUGGAGAUUUGCCAGAAGAGGACAGAGAAGAAACUUUUUUACUCGAUUUGAAACGUGAGCAAAGACAAACUCACCAAAGGCAUCACCCUCCGCUGUGGCAAAUGUAACAUGUUUUGUAAGGGCGGAGAAAAAGGCGAUUGAAAAUUCAGCGGAGCGUUUUGAUAAGAGUUGGUCUGAUAUCUUUGAAGGAGUUUACCGACGGCGCGCACAACGCACAGGCUUGCUUGGCUUUUGGUGCUGAUGCUGGCCACACAUCUCAAGCCACGCGACAGAGCGAUCAGAAGACCGGUAAUUAGACAGUAAUAGAUGUGCUAUCUAGAGAGUCGGCGCAUCAUCCUCUUCACGUCGGUUGCAACCCCACUCGUAUUAGACAGCGACUUGAGACUUCCGUGCAGCGACUGGGCUUGAACUCCAGUCGAAGAGGCGGGGUCUUAACUUAUUAAAAGGAACUCGCUGAGGCUCGGUCGCAAAUAUGAUGAUGAUGUCUCUGAGCAGCAAGCAGGCAUUCGCCAUGCCCCACACCAGUUUACCCGAGCCCAAGUACUCCAGUUUGCAUUCUACUUCGUCCUCUUCCACUUUAACUUCCAUCGCGCCCUCGUCCUCCUGCUCGUCGUCCCGACAUAGCAGCACGAUCAGCAGCAGCGGCAGCGAGGCGAUGCGCCGAGCAUGUCUCCCAACCCCACCGAGCAAUAUAUUCGGCGGCUUGGAUGAGAGUUUGUUGGCCCGCGCGGAAGCUCUGGCGGCGGUGGAUAUAGUCUCGCAGACUAAAAGCCAUCAUCACCCACCUCAUCACAGCCCCUUCAAGCCGGACGCAACGUACCACACCAUGAACACGCUUCCUUGCACCUCGUCCUCGUCGUCCGUGCCUAUCUCGCACCCUUCAGCUCUUGGAAGCCAUCAUCACCACCACCAUCAUCACCACCAUCACCAGCCACACCAGGCACUGGAGGGGGACCUGCUGGAUCACAUCACCCCUGGACUGGCACUUGCUGGGGCCAUGGCAGGGCCAGACGGCUCGGUGGUCUCCACGCCUGCGCACCCUGCCCACAUGGCAGGCAUGAACCACAUGCACCAAGCUGCCAUCAACAUGGCUCACGCCCAUGGGCUGCCAUCCCACAUGGGCUGCAUGAGCGACGUCGACGCAGAUCCCAGGGACUUGGAAGCGUUCGCUGAGCGCUUUAAACAGCGUCGGAUCAAACUCGGUGUGACCCAAGCGGAUGUAGGGUCAGCACUGGCCAACCUGAAGAUUCCUGGCGUCGGCUCUUUGAGUCAGAGUACCAUCUGCCGAUUUGAAUCUCUCACGUUGUCUCACAACAACAUGAUCGCUCUGAAGCCCAUCCUGCAAGCCUGGCUCGAGGAGGCUGAGAAGUCACACCGUGAGAAACUGAAUAAACCGGAGCUCUUCAAUGGGGCCGAGAAGAAGAGAAAGAGGACCUCGAUCGCGGCCCCCGAGAAAAGAUCCCUCGAAGCGUAUUUUGCCAUUCAGCCGCGUCCAUCAUCGGAGAAAAUCGCAGCGAUUGCAGAGAAGCUGGACCUCAAAAAGAACGUAGUACGGGUUUGGUUUUGCAACCAGAGGCAGAAACAAAAACGCAUGAAAUACUCGGCCUGCGUCUAGCUCGAAAAAACACUGAUCAGAAGACCAAGAUACGUCGAGAGACUCCUGAAACUGUUUAGAGACGAUUUGUAAAAUAUUUCGUAUCUCACACCUUUUUCAAUCAUCAAUAACUUGUGCGUUGAACCAGAAUAUCAUGACAUUCAAAAAAGACUGAAAAUACCAAAUCACUGUCACGUAUUACGGGAUGUGGAAUCAUUUAAAGGAUCGUUUGACUGAUCAAGUAAGACCAUUCGUUUUUCCUCACUUAUUAUAGAGCACCUUUCUAUUUCUGAGGAGUAAGACUCUUCAAGCCACAGCCAGACAGUCUACCUGAAACUUAACUUAUUUCAGUAAUUUACCCAAAACUGUUCUAUAUGGAUGCUACAGACAGCACAAGUAAAUAUAAACUGGCCAACUCUAAGAAAAUCUUAAGGUCAAAAGGUUGCGAGUGUCAUUCAGUGUUUUAAUUCUCAGCAUGACACACUCCAAUCUGAUGUUAAUUCAGGGUCCAACAGAAAGAGGAGGACAUCACGAAGUCCAUCAACUAUUCAGAAAGCAUUAUUUGAUAAUAACCAAACAGCUUAUUGUAAAUGAUUAAUUUAACUGUUACAUGCAUUAUUUUGUCUGUCGUCUUCUUAGUUCCACUUCUGUGAUUUUAAAUAAUGAUAAACAUAGCCUACAACUAGGCAAUGGAUGAUGAGAAUAUCCAUGUUUUCCUGUGAAGGCAUAUGGAUUUAGAAAGUUAAAUUUGAAAUUACUGACCUCUAGUAACUAAAAUAGAACAUAGUGGGUUUACUGAAAAUAACGAGAGGAUAAAUUGUUAUUUUUAGUGAUGGGAUUUGUCCAGCCAAAUAUUUGUUGCAAUACGCCUGCGCGCUAACGCUGUGUUUCUUAUGAACUAUUUAUCACGUGAGGUAAUGUUUACUUCAUUACAUAUUUAUUGGGAUUCCCUCCACGUUUUUGCUUGAGAAAAUCAUAUUGAGACAACAAGGAAAACGUGGCCCUCUGCAGAUAGGGAAAACUGCUUGAAACAAACCACUUUUAUUUUUAUUUCGUUGUUCUUAUGACGAUCAAGAAGGCACAAUCGAGAGCUAUAUGAGAACAUUUUCUUUGAAAUUAUUUUCAUGUAUGUUAUCUGGUAAUUCUUUGUAUAAAUAUACGCGUACAAUUAUGGAGUCGUUGCUUGUUAAAUUCACCAUGUUUAGUAAUGUUUUCUCAUUGAAAAAAAAAUUAGUUUCAUGCAAGCAUUCACGUAAAAUGUAAAUAUAUCUCAUUUGGACAUACACAUAAGAUAUCCGUACAGGUAUUUGCUGUAUUGCUGUUUUAGCUGCGGUAACUGUAAUGUCUGUUGCAUUAGGUUUAAAUGUCGGAUUAAUUCAUUAAUUUAUUACAUCAAUGUAUAUUUAAGUUACUAUUUGAUAAUUGAAUUGAACUGUGUUUCAUUAAAGACCAACAUUUUAAAAUUUUA
This is a messenger RNA of Paramisgurnus dabryanus, 3225 nucleotides long. RefSeq names its product POU class 4 homeobox 2 (gene pou4f2). Lineage: Eukaryota; Metazoa; Chordata; Actinopteri; Cypriniformes; Cobitidae. Gene Ontology annotation, biological process: regulation of transcription by RNA polymerase II. Gene Ontology annotation, molecular function: DNA-binding transcription factor activity, RNA polymerase II-specific; RNA polymerase II cis-regulatory region sequence-specific DNA binding. The record is from RefSeq and is a predicted model, not a curated record.